Messenger RNA from Anopheles funestus (African malaria mosquito), 1241 nucleotides. RefSeq lists its product as uncharacterized. Lineage: Eukaryota; Metazoa; Arthropoda; Insecta; Diptera; Culicidae. The record is from RefSeq and is a predicted model, not a curated record. Gene Ontology annotation, biological process: sensory perception of smell. Gene Ontology annotation, molecular function: odorant binding. The coding region runs from base 344 to 766 and encodes 140 amino acids. The transcript is spliced from 4 exons.
UGGCAUGCUGAAACAGAUUGCCCUCACGCAAUGUUAUGUGUGAUGGCGGGAUCACACGCCCGCCAUGAUACAUUUCUAACAAUCAUCCCCCGACGGAUGAAUGAAUGGAGGUCGAAAGAAAGCAAGCCCCUAGGCGUCAUAUGUGGUUGGCCGUUUGGUGAAGAAGAUUUCCGGGUUCAGGUCCCAGUCUGCUUUGGACCACCGAACGUUGGACAGCUUGAAGUCUUGGAAUAGCCGGAGCGCUUCACAACAACAAGGUUAGCGGGUCAAGGUGUCGGUAACGAGUGUGACGAAUUACGCACGAAGACGUGCCGUAUUUGCUAGGUGGAGAAAGUGCUAAGUGAUGGGUGUUUUCGAGAGCUGGUGCUUGUUGAUCGUUGCGUUCGGUGUUGUACUACUGCUAGCUGGAAGAGGCUGUCAAGCACAAGACUUUAAAGGUGCGAUAGAUCACUGCACGAAAGACUUCGACAUGGAUAUGGACAUUGUGGUGUCCCUGAAGUACGGCGAUUUUACUGAGCGAGAUGCACUUAUUGAGUGUUUUACCGAAUGUUUGAUGAAGAAGUCAGGCUUCAUGUACGACGACUAUACGUACAACAAAACGCUGAUCAUCGGUUUUGCCGGUCGGUAUCUAGAACCGGAGGGGGCACAAGCAGUGUACGAUAACUGCAUCGAUCGCUUCGGUCAGACGGUGUGCGUUACGGGGUUCGAGAUGUACCAGUGCAUCCACGAAACGGCCGUCUCCGAGUGGGUCUCGAGCAACUUCUAGCGGCAGCUACUUGAAAGCAACCGGAAGAUCAUGGCCAUGGUCAUCGUUCCAAUUCGCCCUCCUUCCCAGCGCGUCUUGCACGAGCGUGGUUGCAUCGAUGCUCGGACGCAUCUGAUUACCGUGUACAGUUGAAGCUUUUUUUUGUAUGUUUAGUUAUAUUUGAUUGUAAGAUGAAUCGCUUGUUUCGCAAUCCCCCAACAUCCCCAUGCUAGGUUUUUAAGUGCAACGUGAAACCAAAAAGAAUGACUUUUGACUAUUUCAUCGUUAAAUAAAGCCGGAUCAUUAGAUCGACCGCAGUGUAAUUGAACGGCUAUUGGAUACGGGGGGUUUUUUUUUCUUCAACCUGACGAUGGGUUACAAUUUUUCAUGCAAAAAUUGGUAAGACACAGACUUCCAACCGGACAGCACAAACUGCGUCACGCUGUGUUGUGGGGCACGCGGGUAGGAAAAUGUAUCUAAAUACGCUAAUAACAAC